AUGUUUCUUGCUAAAUUGUUCCAUCGUAAAACUCCGGACUCAGAAUUAAAAUCUAUAAAAAAUGAAAAUAAUACAUUAUCUCCAUCAGAAAAAUCAGAAUUUCCAAAUCACAUCAAUCAAAAUUUAGUUUAUCCAUUCCAUACCGAAAAAGCAACGAGUUUUCCUCCUCCACUUUUGUUAGAUGCAGCAGUGCAUGCUAAUCCUCAAACUAUUGCAACAAAAUCUGAAAAUCCAAAGAAUUUGUUUCAAAUCAAAAAUGCAUAUGAAAAGAUAAUUAAUAUGAAUGAUAGGAAAGAGAAUAGAGAUAUUAAGAAGGAAAACAAAGACAUUAGAAAAGAUAUAAGAAGAGAAAACAAUGAUAUUAAGAGAGAAAAUAACGAUAUUAGAAGAGAAAUCAAGGAUAUUAGGAGGGAAAACAACGAUAUUAGAAGAGAAAAUAAUGAUACUAGGAGAGAAAAUAACGAUGCUAGGAGGGAAAGCAAGGAUAUUAGGAGGGAAAACAACGAUAUUAGAAAAGAAAGCAAGGAUAUUAGAAGAGAAAACAACGAUAUUAGGAGGGAAAUCAAUGACAUUAGGAAGGAAAUCAACGAUAUUAGAAGGGAAAAUGAUGUUAGGAGAGAAAAUGAUGUUAGAAGGGAAAAUGAUGUUAGGAGAGAAAAUGAUAUUAGAAGGGAAAAUGAUGUUAGAAGGGAAAAUGAUGUUAGAAGGGAAAAUGAUGUUAGAAGAGAAAAUGAUGUUAGAAGGGAAAAUGAUGUUAGAAGGGAAAAUGAUGUUAGGAGGGAAAAUGAUGUUAGGAGGGAAAGCAACGAUGUAAGGAGGGAAAUCAAGGAUAUUAAGAGGGAGAUCAACGAUAUUAAAAGAGAAAAUGAUAUUAGAGAAGAUGAAGUGAAAGUUGAAAUCGAAGAUGAAGUCGAAGAUGAAAUGGUGGAUGAAAUUGAAGAUGAAAAAAUAUAUUUGGAUGAGUACGAUAUUUGCAAUUUGCAAACUUGUCCAAAGAAAGAAUACAUUUCUGAAAUUUGUGAAAGUCCUUUAAUAAAAGAAAUUGUUAAAUGUGAAUCAGAUUGUAAAAUCAGUCCCAUAAAAUUAACACAAAUGAUCAAUAGUUCGAUUAAAGAAGCGAUGCAGACUAUUGUGGAGCAAUGUAGAAUGAAAGAAGAAAAGAAUCUUGAUAAGAAGCCAGAAGAAAAGAAUCUUGAUAAGAAACCGGAAGAAAAGAAUCUUGAUAAGAAGCUGGAAGAAAAGAAUCUUGAUAAGAAUCUGGAAGAAAAGAUUGAUAGAUCAAUCUGUUACGUUAAGAAAAUUCCAGUAAAGAUCAAGCGUGAGCAUCGAGCACGUGGGAUUCAGGCAAAUCAAGAACAUCACAAUAAUCGUUGCAAAAUUACAAAAUCGAAUCGUCUUCAAGAAAAAUAUAACAUUGCUCGUAUGAAUCUUAAAAAAUUACACGAAGAACAUGUAAAACGUUUGCGUAAAAAAAAGAAAGCACUUGAAGAGGAAAAAAAGAAAAUCACGAAACAAUCAAAACGCUCAAAAUCAUCGAAUAAUUUGAAAACUGAUAAUCGUAAAAUGACUGGAAAUGUAAAUAUUUAUAUCUGUUCGGAAGCUACUGAAAAUGCUCAAGAAAAAGGUAAGAAACAAGAAAAACCUCAACCGUGCGCUGAAUCUAGUUCAGAAACAACGACAGAAUCAUCAAAAAUUUCGUCGAGCAAGCUUGUUACUUGCAUUCGAAAUAAACGUAAAAAAUCUGUAGAAAAUUCAUUGGACAGUCUCUCGAAGGAAGACGAAAGUAAUAAAAGUAAUGAUACCAGUCUUAUAUGCAGUUGUAGUUCCAAAUUUUCAGAUUCGAAGAGCACGAUAAAAGUAGAUAGUAGUGAUAUUCUUGAAAUUUGUCACGAUCUUGAUAAAGAUGAAAGUAGCUCGACAACAAUCGAAUCUACUUUGAUCGAGUGUAAAUGCAAAGACGCAAGUGUUAGCGAUGUAUGUGUGAAAAAAUCUUCCGAUACGCUUUCUGAAAGGCCUAAAUAUAUCGUAUGUGACAAAAUAGAAAAACCUUGCUCCACGAUAUAUCCUAAAAAAAAUUUAUCGGAUUCAGAAAGUGAAGGAUGGUCUUCAAAAUCGACUAACAGCAAUCGAGACAUAAAAUGUUUUUUACCUGAUUCUUGGUCAGAAGAAUUAGAUCCUAAUAUGAAUUAUCAUACUUGCGAAAGUGAAACGAAACAUACUAAAAUUAUUAAAAGUUUAUGCAAAUGUCGCAAAAAAGAUCAAAAAUUAAAUAGUAAAUAUAAUAUGCGAUGCAAAUAUUGUCGUAAAAGGCGUUCAUCUAAAAUAAUUGAUAAAGAAUCAUUGUUAAUUUGUAAGUGCAUAACAGAGGAGGAAGAGGAAGAAGAAGAAAAAAAAUCCAUAAAAUGUGUACCAUGUCCGAAAUAUUCAGAAAAUAAAUUUAUAAAGUCUGUACCAUGUCCAGAAUAUUCUGAAAAUAAAUUUAUAAAGUCUGUACCAUGUCCAGAACAUUCUGAAAAUAAAUUUAUAAAGUCUGUACCAUGUUCAGAAUAUUCUGAAAAUAAAUUUAUAAAAUCUGUACCAUGUUCAGAACAUUCUGAAAAUAAAUUUAUAAAGUCUGUACCAUGUUCAGAACAUUCUGACAAUAAAUUUAUAAAGUCUGUACCAUGUUCAGAACAUUCUGAAAAUAAAUUUAUAAAAUCUGUACCAUGUCCAGAAUAUUCUGAAAAUAAAUUUAUAAAGUCUGUACCAUGUCCCGAAUAUUCAGAAAAUAAAUUUAUAAAAUCCGUAUCAUGUCCAGAAUAUUCUAGUGACAAAUCUGUUGAAUGUGUACCAUAUCCAGAAUAUUCUGAAAACAAAUUCAUAAAAUCUGUACCAUGUCCAGAAUAUUUUGUCGACAAAUUUAUAAAAUCUGUACCAUGUUCAGAAUAUCCUGAAGAAAAAUACGUAAAAUCUGUACCAUGUCCAAAAUAUCUUGUCGACAAAUUUAUAGAAUGCGUACCAUGUCCAAGCAAAUUAAAGAAAGAAUAUCCUGAAGAAGAAAUAGAAAUAAAAAAGGAAGAGGUGGAGGAGGAGGAAGAGGAGGAGGAAGAAGAGGAGGAGGAAAAAGAAGAAGAAAAAGAAGAAAAGGAAGAGGAAGAAGAAAAGGAAGAAGAAGAAAAAGAAGAAGAAGAAGAAGAAAAGAUAGAGGAGGAAGAAGAAAAGGUAGAGGAGGAAGAAGAAAAGGAAGAAGAAGAGAAAGAAGUGGAAGAUGAAGAAGAAAAAGAAAAAAUAGAAAAAGAAAAAGUAGAGAAGGAAAAAAUAAAGGUAGAAAAAGAAAAAGAAAAAGAAAAAAUAGAAAAGGAAGAGGAAAAAGAAGUAGAAAAGGAAAAAGAAGAAAUAGAAAAGGAAAAAGAAAAAGUAAAAAGAGAAAAAGAAAAAAUUGAAAAGGAAAAGGAAAAAGUAAAAAAAGAAAAAGAAAGAAUUGAAAAGGAAAAAGAAAUAGAAAAGGAGAAAAAAAAAGAAGUAGAAAAAGAAAUAGAAAAGGAAGAAGAAAAAGAAAUAGAAAAGUUACUAAAUAAAGAUAUACCUGUUUUGUCAAAUCAAGAUAAAAUAACAAUACAUAAAAAUAAUGAAAAGUCUGAAAAGAUACUUGAACCUCGAAAAUCUAAAGAUAUCACUAAAGCUCAAAAAGAAAUAUUAAAAAAACCUGAAAAACCUCGAGAAUCUCGAGACAUUCCUCAAGACAAAGCUCAAAAAGAGAUAAUAAAAAAACCUGAAAAACCUGCCAUUCAAGAAAAAAAAGAAAUUAAACCUAAAGUAACUGAAAUAAAAGAAGAAGAAAAACCAGUUAAAAAAAUACAUCUCGAUGUAUGUUCCGAAAAAGAAACUACCACGGUAUGUACAAAAUCUUCCGGAAUGGAAUCUCAUACGAUAUGUACAGAUUCGAAUUAUGAAAAGUAUUCAAAUACUCACGAAUGUGUUACUACCAAAAAAAGUAGAUGUAGUUGUUGUUAUAAUGCACCCGUACAGAAAUAUGAUACCGAACCUACAAAUUAUCUUAAAAGUUGUUUAAAAAUGGAAAAGCAAUGUUAUCAUACCAAUUCUCAAGAAAGUGCUCGUCCAAAUUCAUAUUACGAUAGAAAUUGGGAUGAUUGUAAUUGUAGAAGAAAAAUCCUUUGCAACGGUUCUUGUAGAUCACGAAAUUCAGAAUUCAGUUACAGACAGACAGAUUCUUACGCAGAUUAUAUUAAAUCUCAAAAUAAGUGGAAUUAUAAUAAAUCAAUUAAAAACAAUUCUGGAUAUAUGAAAUCUAUGUUUUGUCUUUAUUGCGAUAAUCCUCGUGAAAAAUGCACGUGUAGGGCGCCCGUACGAAAGUGUUCGUACUGUCAAUUGCCCAUAGAUUUGUGUACGUGUAAAAAUCAGGAAAUAAUACACGAUGGAAGAUCGAUCAUGAAUGAAUCUGAUAACGAUCGUACCAUGUACGUUACGGCAUGGAAGCCCAGAGAAGAAGUACGGCGUUACUUUUCCAGAAAUUUAAUCGAACAUGAAACCGAUUCUAUGAAUGAAUGCCGUUAUUGUGAAAAACUUAAAUCGCAUAAUUCUGAUCUACCUUAUCAACGAUUGAGCGUAUUUUCCGACGUGAUGGAUGAAUUACAACAAAAAAUAAGCGCGUCUACAUGUUGUACACGAUGUAAAAAAAUUCCUUGUUGUUGUAACAUAGAGAAAAACGAGAUAAGAGAGGAUAGAAAGAUAAAAUAUUGCAUCAGUCCUAAAACGCGGCGAAAAAUCAUCGCAGUAUGUAUUGAUAAAUCGAAAAAUAAAUUACCUACUAUUUGCAAAUGCGAAUCGAAUCACACGAGAAGUGAUAAACAGAAGAAAAUAAUAGUAAUUUGUCGUGUUUGCAAAGCAUCACCUUGUAGAUGCAAGAAGAACAAAUCGACUCAGAAAAAAUUAAAAGUGAAAUGUUAUUAUUGCAAAAAUUCGCCUUGCGACUGCAUUACGGCCAGAGAGCGCAACAAGUCGAGGCCAUGCAGGUGCAUUGAUUCACCUUGUCGUACGAAAGAAAAGGAAAGCGUUCCAUGUGGAAAAACAUCCACGAAACCGAAGAACAAUGACGAAAAGACAAUUUGUGUGCACUAA
Apis laboriosa (Himalayan honeybee) is the source of this 5118-nucleotide messenger RNA. RefSeq names its product calponin homology domain-containing protein DDB_G0272472-like. NCBI's taxonomy places the organism in Eukaryota, Metazoa, Arthropoda, Insecta, Hymenoptera, Apidae. The record is from RefSeq and is a predicted model, not a curated record. The transcript is spliced from 8 exons. The coding region runs from base 1 to 5118 and encodes 1705 amino acids.